Messenger RNA from Iphiclides podalirius (scarce swallowtail), 2112 nucleotides. The record is from the annotation of a GenBank genome assembly. Lineage: Eukaryota; Metazoa; Arthropoda; Insecta; Lepidoptera; Papilionidae.
AUGCAGGUGGUGGUGAACUUGGCGUUGGUUAUCUAUCACGCGCUGGACUACACGCAUGCUGAAGAUGAGGAGAGGCUCAUCUCGCCUGACCUUGAAGGCCUCAUUACCGAGAUGACAGCGUGUGACGUCCCAGAUGACGAGGAGGAGUGCGGCGUCAUGUCCGAGGGCUCGGAGACGUCGGAGUGCGGGCGCGCCGACACCGACGACGAGGGCAUCGAGAGGGACGCGGAGCCGGCGCCGCGAAGGCGCGCGCGCCGCAGGCGGUUCAUGCUCAAGGACGUGGUCGAGCGCUGCGUGUGGCACUGCGGGGGCGGCGGGCGGUGCGCGCGUGACGCUGCCGCCGCCCACUACAGGGCGGUGUGCCGCGCGCUGGUGGCCGAGGCGCUCGAGCUGGCCUCCUUCCUCGCCCGCGUGAGGGUCGGCGGUGCAAGGGACCUCGGCGCCGCUGAGGACUCGGCCACGCACCUCGACACGCUGCAGUUCUCCGAUUGGGCGCGUUUUUGGAUGCAAGUCAUUGGAGAGUUGCGGAUGGGGGUGAAAUUGAAGAAGGUGAACUACUCUAGAACCCCCAUCGAGUACGAGCUAACGCCCUACGAAAUUCUAAUGGAUGACAUCAGGUCAAGAAGAUAUACGUUAAGGAAAGUGGACGGAGCAAUACCUCAAAGUGUGAAAAAAGACGCGCAUGCCAUGAUUCUCGAAUUUAUAAGAAGUAGGCCGCCACUCAAAAAGGCCUCAGAACGCAAGUUGCCGCCGCCGCGACGCGAGACCACUCCUCGGGAGCAGCUACUUGCCUCCAUCCAGAGAGGGCGCCCGCUGCGCCCCACGCCAUAUUCGCGGCGAUACUCGACGACCGGAGCUGUCACUGGGGUGGGCGGCGGUGAGAUCCGUCGCGGCGGUGACGUCACGCCGCACGCACCCCCACAGCGUAGGCUCAUCAAAGUCGACUUUGACAAUCUUGAAGACGAUGAAGACGAGGACGAGACCGACACGUGUAUCAGCCCGGAAACCUGUGUGCCGCAACCCUUGCCGAGGCACAUGGCUCCGCAGCAGCCCGCUCCCAAACCUUGGAAGAGAACUGCAUACGACCUGGCAACACAAUGUCCAUCGCGGCGCGCGUCCAUGCGCCGUCACACUGUCACGCACGCCUGCCCGCCCACCGACGGGGCGCAAUCAUUGCCCCAUUCCAGGCCAGGUUCCCGUGCAUCGUUUACUGGCGCCGCUUCCCUCGCGAGCAGCGAUUUGGACGCGCAGCUGGGCGAGUUGUCCUGGUCUCGCUCCUCCCUACAGGACGAGCUUAUCAAGUCGGUUAGUUGCAGCCCUAAUAGCUCGCAUAAACAAUGGCAUGACGCGAUCAUGUCGGACGACCGUCUCUCUCUGACGCUGGAGGAGAUAGUUCACAUCAGAUCUGUGCUGACGAAGGCAGAGCUGGAGGUUUUGCCCGUUGAGGGCAGGGUCAAAGAGGACGUUGAAAAGAGAAGGGUAUGCUUCCUGUGUUUGAAAACGAGAUUUGGUAUUUUCGGUCCAUGGGGGCAAAAAUGCAAACUUUGUAAAAAGACUGUCUGUCAAAAGUGCUGUUCGAAGAUGCGUAUACCGACGGAGCACUUCGCGCACGUGCCAGUUGUUCUACUGAGCCCGUCACUCCUGCCGUCGCCAGAAGACGAGGCGCAGUCUUCGUUCCCGCGCAGCCUCAUGUCAAGGCUGGUCUCGCCUGAACACACCGUGGUGGACAACAGCGUGGGCAGCGCGCCGAGCAGCCCGGUGGCGCGGCGCGCGGGCUGCCCCCAGUCGGCGCCCGGCUCGCGCGGCGGCUCCGCGCUGGGCUUCGCCGAGCUGAGCGCGCCCCCCGCCGCGAUGACGCGCAGCGUCGACGGCCCCGGCAGCAUGCCGUGCGUCGUCGCCACCGCGCCCGACCGGAGGGCGCGGUACGGGCGCGGGGGGGCGGGCGCGUCGGCGGCGGAGCGGCUGCGCGGCGUGCAGAUGGCGGUGUGCCACGACUGCAAGGCGAUGGUGCUGCAGAUCAUCAAGUCCUCGCGCGCCUCGCGCUCGGCGUCCCGCGACAGGGCGCUGCGCCACCUCACGCUCGACCUGGCGCCGGUCUACACCGCCAACUGU